Molecule: messenger RNA, 1991 nt
Organism: Thelazia callipaeda (thelaziosis nematode)
Lineage: Eukaryota; Metazoa; Nematoda; Chromadorea; Rhabditida; Thelaziidae
Source: the annotation of a GenBank genome assembly
AUGGUUUCGAAUUUAAGCGACGUACUUUGUAUAUUUGUUUUCGCAGUUUACUUUGUAUUGGAAACCGCUCAACAACUUGGCCGAGUACACAUCUCUUCCAUGUCGAAUAUAGGAUCGACAUCUGGACAGCAAGGUGACAACAUAACACCGCCUCAGAUUAGUCGGAAACGUGGUUCUCAUAAUUCAGGUUCUUCCAAAUCAGAAGCUUCAGCGACGACUUCAGUUUCAGCUGUGGGUUCAUCUUCAUCAAAACUGCGCCGAGUUACGCAUUCAUCCGCGGAACAAGUAUUUUGUUUGACAAGGCUACCUUUAUGUUUAUCGCAUGCAAAUAAAAGAAGGAUGCCUUCAUUGCAGAAUCCGGAAGGUAGCGAAUUGACUCGACAGCAAACUUCCCACUCAUCAGGAACGUUUGAGACAGCAGUAAGUGGUGGGGGAGGUAGGCGAACUGGUUCAAGUUCAAAUCGGUCGGGACACGAGAGCUCAAGAAGUGAGUUAAGGUACCUAACGGAUUUUUUUCCUGAUCAAAGUCCAGGCAAUCGACGUCUCACUCGUUCGCAGCGUCAGUAUUCGGUUACGGGAUCAAGCAAUCAUACAGCAGACAAUAUUGACCAUUCUACAAUUAACAGCAGCGCUCCAUUAGAGGAGCAUCAACGAGGCCCAAGGGAUAGGCCUCGCGGUCGUAGAGGUCGUACUAGUGUAGGAACUCGAGUAGCAGCUGGAGCAGGAGGCUCUCGUGCAACCAGUAAUAGCGAUCAGCAGCCAAGCACAUCAGCACGAACUCGUGCUCACGGUUCAGCAACGGGUGUUUGCCACAGCAUUACGCGAUGUGAAGGUACAGGAAAUCGUAUUCCACCAACUUAUACUCAGCAAAGGGAACCAAGUGCUCAUCGUUCAGUUUCACAACUCAUUGUAAUUAUUCACCUUCAAUAUGCGAUACUUCUCCAGGAAGCAGGAAAUGAUGCAAGUUCGAGCACGGUCAAUGUUGGAAGUAACUUAACUUUGACAGCCUCGAUAAAUGCUAGUGAGAUAACUGCUGCGGGAGUGGAAGGUGUAAGAACUGCAAAUAAUCUUACAGUAAUCGAAAGUCAUACCUCGCAGUUAAGAAAUUUACAACGGUCAGUUUCUUGCAAUUAUUAUUUUUAUGAAUACUCACAGGCUGUUCAUGCAGCAUCUACGUUCCUUGGUGCUCUUGUACCUCGUGUUCAGCAUUUACUUGGUACAGCUCAUGCACACCCUAGUAAGUAUUGUUUUAAUCUGACAUUUUUCUUUUUUAUAUCUCUGAUCCUUAGUAUUGACUUUCUAAACAUUUUUAGUUUUAUAUGCGGUUUUGGUGCAAUAUUCAUGGAUCGUAAAUUAUAUUUAGAUCCUGGAAGUAUACCAGGUGUCGUUCCAAACGUGCCGGCAGGUCAGGGACAAUAUCAGUACUUAUGGUCUUUACCUGAACAAGAACGAUACCAGUAUAUGAUGAGCAUGAUGCCUACGCAACAACUUUAUAAUGUUUUUAUGGGUGCCAGCAAUGCAGCUCAUGGAGAAAUGAGCGGUGCAAGAAAUUGGGGAGAUUCAUGGCAAAGUGCCGGACGUGGUUUUUCUCCGGGAUACAGUUUUCCUCAAAUUGUUUCUGCGGGUAGCGUAAAUUCUUCAAAAUUGGCUGCACUGCUAGUAAGGAUGCAGUACCCACUUCUGCUUGAUUUAAGUAAACAUGUCGAAAAUUUAGGUCUGGUUAAUCGCUUAACACGUUUAGGUCCGGUAAAUCGCUUUCAAAACAUGUGGAUGCGAAAUCCGGCAUACAGGUUUUUUCAGGCGACAGGUGUGGAUUCGAGAGCUAGUAAUCAAGGAUAUGGAAACGUGCAGUUCUUAAAUCAUCCACCACCAAGUUUCUUUCGGGCGACAGGUCCCAGACCUCCUCGUGGGUUCAACCCAAGUCAUGCAGGACAUAUUGGACAGCAUCAUCAUCAGAUACAUCCACAACGUAAGUGUAUGUUUCUUUAACA